AUGGCUCCGCAUGUGAUUGAUCUCAUCUCUUCAAGCCCUCCGUUGCCAGCAAGAGAAUCAGCAGCAGCUUGUUCGUCACCGUCACUGCCACUGCCACUCUCGAUACUUGCGCCUGAUGGAGGCCGAAAUCAACACAGACGGCCUCAUUCACCGCGGCUCUUUGUAUCUUCCGACUUCGACCUCGGCUUCGACAUCACCGACGGUGAAUCUGCCCGCCAGGACACCAGAAACGCAAAGCGGCCGCGAAUCUCCAAAUCACCGCCUCGUCUGCCUGCCAUUCCCCCUCGAGCAGCUCCGCCUCCCUUUCUCAGCACGACCAAUAACAGACCAAGGCGAUUGGAAUUCGACCCAAUCGAAUUCACGAGCUCCAUCGACCCAGACACGCCCGCCGUUCAGGUUCAGCACAACGUCAGCAAUGCCGGUUCACGUUCCGCUCGGCUUCGGCCGGCGCACACAAACAAGGCACCCCCGGAGAUGUCCUUGGGCUCUGAUCCUUUCGCCAGCUCCCCUCCUCCAGCAGCCCUUGUAACGCCUGAAGAAGGAGCAAAGAAACGCAAAACUGCGGCCAUCAUAGCCGACGAAUUCUCCGAUCCUUUUGCAAGCUCUCCGCUUCCUCCAGUUCUGCCACCACCUCCUCCGCGAGAGCCACACAAGCCAAAAGAACAACCAGAGUCGCUGCGUCCGAAAGUCAACGUUGACGAGUUCUCGGAUCCAUUUACCAGCUCACAAGAUUUCAACCUGCUUCUGCCUGCCAAUGCCGCCACCCCUCGCAGAGCGGCAUCUGUAGAGGUGCUUGAUUACUCUCGCAGACAGAAGCACUGGGAUCCGAUUUCAAGUUCUGCUCCGGAGAAAACCCCGCGAGUGCCGUCACCGAAGAAGACCACUGCCGGACCAGCCAUCAUUAACAUCGACUCGGAUUCGUCCGGCACAUCAGAGGAUGAGUUUCCAGACAUUGCCGAUUUCAACGCCUCUCAUCCCAGGCCCCGUCCUCGCUCUCCCAUUCGCCGCUCUCGUAGUGACUUUGUCUCCUCAAGGAGUAGCAGACCCAAAACAACGACUACAAACACGGCGGCAGCAAGAACGGCAGAGCAGCGGACCCGUGAUAAAGAGGCUCAAGCAGCUGCCAAAGCAGUCGAAAAAGAGCGAAAACGACAGGAGAAAGAACAGCUUAAAGAGGCCAAAGCCUUGGAAAAAGAGCGUGCUGCUGCGCUGGCAGAGGUGAACAAGGUUCGCACCGACAAAAAGGUUUCGACGCCGGAGAUGAUGCUCAUCAUGCCAUCAAGCGUAAAUGAAGGACUAAAAGUACAACUGGAGACGCUGUUGGAUGGGCUAAGCGUAGAAUAUACCAGCCGGGAGAGCCCCAUCGCCAACGCCUUCAAGUGGGCAAGAAAGGUCCGAAGCCGUUUCGAUGAAGAAAUGGGCCGCUGGGAACCGAUCCCGCUGCAGAUCAAGGCUGAGAAGCACGUACUUGUCCUGAUCACGGCGGAGGAAUUCGUCGACAUGGCCGUCAGUGACUCUGUAGACUCCAACGUCUCUCGAACAAAGAGACACUUUCCCGGCCACGAACUGAUAUACCUCCUCGAAGGAAUUAACCUCUGGAUGAGGAAGAAUCGCAACAUCCGAAAUCGCAGAUUCACAUCUGGCGUACGUGCACAAGAACAGCCCGAUCCAGAAGCAGCAGCAGCAUCGACCACGGCCGCUCCCCGUAGACGCCGUAACAUCGCUGCUGUCGAGGAGUACAUCUCCGAAGACAUUGUCGAAGACGCCAUGCUGCGGUUACAGGUCGAGCACGAUGUCCUGAUCCAUCACACGGCAGUGCCGUCGGAAACUGCGCAAUGGAUCGUCGCCUUUACCCAGCACAUAUCGACCAUUCCGUACAAGAAGAUGCGGGACAAGAUGACCUCUGCGGCAGGCUUCUGCAUGGAGAGCGGACAGGUUCGCACGGGAGAUGAUGCGCGCGAUACGUACGUUCGCUUGCUGCAGGAGAUUGCGCGCGUCACGGCACCGAUUGCCUACGGAGUCGUCUCGGAGUUUGGCACCGCGGGCGAGCUCGUCAGGGGGCUUGAGCAGGGAGGGCCGUUGAGGUUGGAGAACGUGCGGAGGAGUGCCAACAAGGAUGGUGCAGUGUCGGACAGAGCCGUGGGACAGGCUGUGAGCAGGAGAAUUCACAAAGUCUUUACGGGGAGGGAUGAGAUGAGUACGGAUGUAUGA
Messenger RNA from Trichoderma aggressivum f. europaeum, 2211 nucleotides. RefSeq lists its product as uncharacterized. The record is from RefSeq and is a predicted model, not a curated record. The transcript has a single exon. Gene Ontology annotation, molecular function: DNA binding; crossover junction DNA endonuclease activity. Gene Ontology annotation, cellular component: Holliday junction resolvase complex; nucleus. The coding region runs from base 1 to 2211 and encodes 736 amino acids. Gene Ontology annotation, biological process: replication fork processing; resolution of meiotic recombination intermediates; double-strand break repair. Lineage: Eukaryota; Fungi; Ascomycota; Sordariomycetes; Hypocreales; Hypocreaceae.